AUGGGGUAUGGAGAUAAAUGGCGUAUGUGGAUUAAGGGGUGUCUUCAAUCUGCUGGACUUUCAGUUCUUAUAAAUGGGUCUCCAACUGCAGAAUUUGGAAUGGAAAAAGGCAUGAGGCAGGGUGACCCGCUGUCACCAUUCCUUUUUAUAAUCGCUAUGGAGGGACUCAACAUCGCGGUGAAAGCGGCUUGCCAGAAAGAUCUUUUCCAUGGAAUAAAAAUUCCACAUUCAGAAAUUUCAAUCUCUCACCUGUUCUAUGCCGAUGAUGCUAUUUUCGUGGGAGAGUGGAGUCAAAGCAACAUUAAGAACUUAGCAAGGGGUAUUAAGAUGUUUUCAGGUGGCGUCUGGGUUGAAGGUCAACUUCAACAAGUCUAUGGUUUUUGGUGUUGGAGUUGA
Molecule: messenger RNA, 396 nt
Organism: Lactuca sativa (garden lettuce)
Lineage: Eukaryota; Viridiplantae; Streptophyta; Magnoliopsida; Asterales; Asteraceae
Product: putative mitochondrial protein AtMg01250
Source: RefSeq, a predicted model, not a curated record